AUGCAGACGUUCACCCUCCUGGUCCUGGGGGCUCUUCUCACCCUGAUUGGGGCUGAGGAUGGCCUCCACUUCCCCUCCUAUGACGGCAAGGACCGCGUCCUGGAGCUGGCCGAGCGCAAUUACCGCCCCGUGAUGAAGAAAUACGACGUGUUCUGCCUGCUGAUCUGGGAGAGUCCGGCACCCGGAGACCGAACGGCGCAGAGACAGACCCACCUGACCGAGAUCGUGCUGGAGCUGGCUGCUCAGGUUCUGGAGAAGAAGGAUAUCGGGUUUGGAAUCCUCGACCCAAAGAACAAUGCCAAGAUCGCCAAGAAGCUGGGGACCACCGAGGUGGGCAGCCUCUACGUGUUCAAAGAGGACAACGUCAUUGAGUUUGAUGGGGAGCUGGCGGCUGAUGUUCUGGUGGACUUCCUGCUGGAUCUGAUUGAGGACCCCGUGGAGAACAUCAACAGUCGGGCGGAGCUGAAGGCCCUGGACCGCAUGGAGGAGGAGACCCGAGUGGUCGGAUACUUCAAGAAUGAGGACUCCCAACAUUACAAGGAGUAUGUAGAAGCCGCAGAACAUUUCCAUCCGUACAUCAAGUUCUUCUCAACGUUCGACAAGUCGGUGGCGAAGGCUCUGACGCUGAAGAUGAAUGAAGUGGACUUCUAUGAACCAUUCAUGGACGAAGCGAUCACCGUCCCGGAUAAGCCGUACACCGAGGAGGAGCUGGUGGACUUCAUCAACAAACACAAAAGGGCCACACUGAGGAAGCUAGACUGGGGACAUGUUCGAGACCUGGGAGGACGAUCUGGAUGGAAUCCAUAUUGUGGCCUUCGCAGAGGAGGAGGACCCAGAUGGCUAUGAAUUCAUCCAGAUCCUGAAGGAAGUGGCCAGAGAAAACACUGAGAACCCGGAACUCAGCAUCGUCUGGAUCGACCCCGAUGACUUCCCAUUGUUGGUGACGUAUUGGGAGAGGACUUUCCACAUUGACCUGUUCAGGCCUCAGAUCGGAGUUGUUAAUGUAACCGAUGGUUAUUUCCGUUCCUUCCUCUGGAGCACAACGGAUAUUGUUGUACGUGAUAAAUCCACACUUGGAGACUCCAGGGCGGAUAGCGUGUGGAUGGAUAUGGAAGAUGCAGAGGACCUUCCAGCACCAGCCGAACUUGAGCAGUGGAUUGAAGACGUGUUAUCUGGCAAGAUCAACACCGAGGAUGACGAUGAUGAUGACGACGAUGAUGAUGACGACGACGACUGGGAUGACGAUGACGACGACGACGAUGAGGAUGAUGACGAUGACGACGACGACGAUGGGGAUGAUGACGAUGAUGAUGAUUAG
Messenger RNA from Staurois parvus, 1318 nucleotides. The record is from the annotation of a GenBank genome assembly. NCBI's taxonomy places the organism in Eukaryota, Metazoa, Chordata, Amphibia, Anura, Ranidae.